Molecule: messenger RNA, 2886 nt
Organism: Mytilus californianus (California mussel)
Lineage: Eukaryota; Metazoa; Mollusca; Bivalvia; Mytilida; Mytilidae
Product: uridine diphosphate glucose pyrophosphatase NUDT22-like
Exons: 3
Coding region: 29-895 (288 amino acids)
Molecular function (GO): GDP-mannose hydrolase activity
Source: RefSeq, a predicted model, not a curated record
GAGCAACAAAACAGAAACCAACUCAAGCAUGGAUUCAGAGGUUGAAAUGAUGUUUUGUACCCCGCCAAGUAUUACACUUAACCGAAAUUCAACUGUUGUACGGAACUCGUCUAAGUUUAAUCGAAAUAUUUUACCUGAACUGGAGACUGACAUUGACGAUAUAUGGUCAGAUCGACUCAAAAAGAAUCCAAAACUUUACAAUGCCACUAAAUUUAGACUUGACACUACUGAAUUAAAUGCAAAUAAGGUUAAACUAAACAUCGGAAUAACUUCUUAUAAAGAUUUUAUAGGUACUAACUGGUCACCUAAUGCUAAAGAACUUCAGAACAAAGGGGAGACAAUCUUUAAUAACCCACAAGGUUUCAUGUCUGAUGCCCUUGGAGUAGGAGCUCUACUUUUAUCCUCAGAUAAUUAUGUUACAUUCCAAAUGAGAAGUUUAGAUUGUGGAGAAGCAUGUGGUAUGUGGGAUAUACCUGGAGGCCAUGCAGAACCAAAGGAAAUUGUAGGAAAGAAACCGAUGUCAGAAAUAGAAAUAGAUGAUAUUGAUCCUGAAAAAAUAACCAAUGAAAUAUAUGACUCAAUUCUCCGAGAGGUAGUGGAUGAAGUAAAUAUUCCUAUGAACUGUCUAUCAGAUCCACUUUUGAUGGGGAUAUGUAGGAACAAUACAUCUGCUGGCAGACCUAGUGCUGAAUUUCUUAUCAGAUGUAGUUUAAAGUCAAAUGAAAUAAGAGAAUUAUACCUACAAGGGAACCAAGCUGAAGCAGACGAAUCUACUUGUAUACGAUUACUUCCCCUUGAUGAAGUUUUAAACAUGACAGAAGAACAUGAAAUGUGGAAGAAUAUGGCACCAUCAUCUAAAGGGUGCAUAACUCUUGCUAAAAAAUUCAAAUUUUGAUACCAUUAACUUUAGUAUCAUUUCAUUGCAUAAAACAUUUGAAAAUGAACUACAUGAAAAAAAAAUAUAGAACAUAAAGUUUAUAUUUUAGGCUGAGUUGGGCAUUUCAACAAAUCAUAAUAACUCUUAUAAAUAUAUGUAUUACUUGUUGAUAUCGAUUUUGUAUUUGUCAUUUUGUUAAUUUUACAUUAAUCACCAGAUUAUCUCCCUUUUUGUUGAUAAAAGAGUAAGACGUAGUCUUUGAUUUUUUUCUCAAAGAAAAACAUAUCAACCUCUAGUUAUUUUAUUAAAGCAUUACAGGUUAUUUAACAUUAUGAACAGAAUAUGUUAGGGGGGGGGGGAAAAAAGAUUGGUUAAACCAAUCUUGUUUAUUUUUUUUUAUAACUGUUUAUUUGAAAGCUGCAUGAGUUGUUUUAUUUGUUAUUGUAUAUUUUUUAUAUCUGGUGAAAAGCUCAUCAGAGCUUAUGUUCAAAUGUUCGUCAAUAUGCCUAAUCAAAAUAUGGUUUUACUAACUUACUUUUUUCUAAAACAAAAGAACUUUGUCGAGUUUUUUUUUUAUUUGACAUUAUUUAAUGUAUUUUAUUGAACUGUUUUUGAACUUUUACAAAUUUGCAAUGCAUUUGAUAUUAUUUAUACAUUUAGUUAUUUAAUAUGUUUGUUAUCACUAUUUAAUUUAUUAACAACUUGCUGAAAUUUGGACAGUUUGGAUAUGUUUGAGCUUUGUCAUGAUUUUGGUGAUUAUGAGCUUUGUUCAAAUGUUCCCAAUUUAGAUCCUUGUCAAAAUGUCUCAAUUUAGAGCUUUGUCCAAAUGUCCCUAAUUUAGAGCUUUGUCUAUAUGUCCCCAAUUUAGAGCUUUGUCCAUAUAUCCCCAAUUUAGAGCUUUGUCCAGAUUACAGCCAUAUAGUGCUUGUCACAUUGGUGUUGGUGCUUUACAUAAUUAGACCAUAUGGUGGCUUUUAAGAUGUCCAUUUUGGUUUAUUGUGUUGUUGGGUUGCUUUUCUCAUUGGUGUUUUCCAACGUCAUCAUUUAUUCAUAUUGUCUAAUCAGAUUAGAUUAUGUAAAAUUAUUAGUAUAGGAAUAGUUGUAGUUUAAAAAAGUGUGAUUUGAAUGCAGAUAAAUACGCAAGAAGACAUUAGUUAGGCCUGGGAAGAAUAAAGUGACUAUUUAUCUUUAGAAAAUAGUUACAUUGACCUCCUGAUUUCUACUAUAAAGUUGUUCAAUUUUCACAAGUGGUUAAUUUUAUGUUCAUCCCCAUAUUUUUAUAUUUAUUUACAGUAGAACUGUAAAUUCAGAAAUUAUGUGUGCAUUUAAUAUUGCGAUUUUGUCAUGACUGACCAAAAAUGUGGGUAUAAUCAUUGUGAUAAUAGGAAAAGCUGCAUACAAAUAUAUGUGAUAUAUGUCAGAUUUCAGAAUGCAAGUUUUUAUUAUUGCGAUUUUCACCCAAUCGCAUUAUGCAAUAAUAAAAACCUCGCAAUGAUUUUUGAAUUUGCAAUAGUCAGUUCUUUUUGUCCUGUACAAAUGUUGAAGGUUAACCAUAUUUAUUUAAAUGUAUGACCCAGAAGCUUUGUGUUUUCCCAAAAGGGAGAAUGGGGGCAUAAAAUUCAGUCUUCAAAAACUACAUUUACCAUGCGAAAUGUGUGUCAAAUUAAUUUUAUUUUAUUUGAAAGGGAUGGGGACAUGCAUGAGAGUCCUGGCAUAAAUAAUCUCACAAAAUCAGAGUUCAAUAUGUUUUUUUUUGGCCAGAAUGAUAGAGGGGAAUAGCCUAUUUGAGCACAGGCCAAUAUGAGAAUAAAUACUGUAGAAUUCAUACAUAUAAAUGUUGCACAUGAUAUUCUUGUUUGUUUGAAGUAAUAUUUUAAAUCUUACCAUUGUCAUAAAAGUCUGUUUAUUACAUGUAUAUCAUAUAUAUUUUUAAAUGUUAUUUAUAGUAAUAUUUUAUACAGAAGGUUGAAAUAGGAUUGUAAUCUAAAAAAUAAAUAUAUAUUUUGUUA